Molecule: messenger RNA, 1309 nt
Organism: Xenopus tropicalis (tropical clawed frog)
Lineage: Eukaryota; Metazoa; Chordata; Amphibia; Anura; Pipidae
Product: novel trypsin family protein
Biological process (GO): proteolysis
Molecular function (GO): serine-type endopeptidase activity
Source: RefSeq, marked provisional
UCAUGCAGCCCCUGCGUUUAUAGCUUCAGGGCUUCCUUUCUGGCUUUAAUAUAUUGCUAAUGGCUUGUGGAAACCGACCCUUUUAUACUGAGGUUAAAGCCUCUUAUUCAACAGAAUUAAAUCCAGUAGAAGGAAAGUGGCCAUGGAUUGUAAGCAUCCAAAAGAAAGUGGAAUUAGGCUACAAGCAUAUCUGCGCCGGAACCAUUUUGAAUAACGAAUGGAUUAUUACAGCUGCUCACUGCUUUAAGGACUGGAAAGAAGGUGACCCAACAACUCCACUGAGAGUUCUGCUUGGAACCUUCUACCUGUCAGAAAUUGGAUUAAGAACUCAGAGCCGAGGAGUUAAACAGCUGAUAAAACAUGAUCAAUAUGAUCCAAUCACUGAGAGCAAUGAUAUUGCCUUGAUUCAACUGGAUAAGCAAGUUGAAUUCAGUGAUCAUAUUCAGCAAGCAUGUUUCCCUAAGGAAUCUGCUGAUCUGAAGGAUCUGAUCGACUGUUCCAUCGCAGGAUGGGGUGCCCAAGGCAAGCAUUUGGAUGAACCAUCUCAAUUCCUGCAAGAGGCACAAGUGGAACGAAUUGAUACGAAGCACUGCAACAAGUGGUACCAAGGAAUCUUAGGAGAGAACCAUCUGUGCGCAGGCCAUCGCAAGGGGCCAGAAAAAACUUGCAAUGGUGACAGAGGAUCGCCAUUAAUGUGUAGAACAAAGAAGAACAAUGUAUAUUCAGUAAUAGGAAUACUAAAUUGGGGUUCAGGCUGUGGACAAACCCGAUCCCCGGGAGUUUACAGCCCUAUUCAGUCCCAUAUUAAAUGGAUUGUGGAAAAAGUAAAGAAUGAAGCAGUUAAAGCCACAAUUCAAGGGAAGAGAUUAGUUCCAAAACUACUCUUUCCUUUGGUCAAACCUGAUCAUAUGAACCCAAACAGAAACACUGCGCAAAAUUCAGAAGCAGAAAUAAAGGAAACUGAAAACACAGGUCAACAAAGUACCCCAGUUCCACCAAUGUCUCCAGCAGAGCUUAAUUCUGCAUAUAAAGCCCAGACGGCUGAGAAUAUCAGUAGAAGGAACGUCCUAAAGCGACUCCUGGCUGCUGCAGCCAAGCUCUUUAAAUAGAGCCCCUAUGCACAUUUAUUUAAAAUGUUUUUACAAUUUAAUUUUGGUAUCGUUUAUUUUUAUAGAAAACUGUAUAUGUUUUUAUAUAGAUUUUAAAAUAUUUUUUUAUAAAAAAUUUUAAAAACAUAGAAAAUGCUUAUUUUUAUAUUAAAAUUUGUGAAGCUUUUGCAUAUAAAUAAAGCUAUAUUUUUAUAUAAUAA